AUGCUGUCAUCUCCUUCAGCACAGAAGAACUUGCGGAACCGCAGGCAGUCCAAGCCGAGGAUGCCAUUGCAGGCGAGGGACGUGAAUGUGACCUUUGAGACGGAGAAGUUCUCCUUCAAGGACAAGCAGUCCCCAGCUGUUAACAAGCAGCUCACGAGCAGCAAACGACACGAGCGACUGAUGUUUGACGACAACACGAGUGCGAGCCCGACGAAACGACCAAGAGUGCUGUACCGCGAUGACAAAGACUUCAGGAGGAACAUCACGCAGACAAGAAUGCUUGCUGAGCUCAAGGCAAAGUUGCGAGAGCGAGAGCACAUGAGGGAGGCGUCUUUCAACAUGACGGAUGCUCUCCGUGAUCUGAGAGAUACUUUCUUGGAGUGGAUCUCGACUAUCAAGAAUGUCACGACAGAGGUCUUCAACAUGGAGGACGAGACCUCCUCGGAGGACAAUGAGGAUGACUGGCAGGAAUACAGUCAUACCACUGAGACAGCAGACAAGGAAGAAAAGAACGAAAGAUCUGUAGAUUCGAAGCCUCAAGUCUCCUCCUGGCUCCCAAGGCAAGCUGAGGAGAAUCUCUGGCAAGAUGUGCAGGGCCGGGGGAAGCAGCGGUACGAGCUACACUCAGUUACCACCACCACCACCACCACCACCACCUCCUCCUCCUCCUCCCCCAAUAAGCUUAGGGGUGGAGCUGUCGCAACGUCCAGCGCUCUAUAUGAGGUGGUCGAGCAGGGAGCCUUCGAAUACGCGACAGGAGGAGCUCCCCUGGACCCCAGGAAACGCUCGAAGAUCGUCUCUGGCGGGCAUCACCGAGCCAGCCUUCGUCCUAAAGUUGAUCUCUCGCUCCAUAUCAAGGCCAAAUCUCCCGCAGGAGAGAGAGCAGCGUCGCCAAAGUCCUCUGUGUCUCCUUGCGUCCACUGCCAGCAGAAAUGCAAGCAGCAGGAGGUCGUGCCAAAGAUCUCUCCUCCUCCUGGCUUCCAGCGCAAAAAUGAAGAGGGCAAGAGCGCGCUGAUGCAGCUGUUCGAGCAAGAGGAUGCGGAGGCUGCCAUGACCCUGGCCUCCUCUCCUGCCAACAAGAUCAAACCGAGGCAGCUCAAGUCUGUUGCUGCCAACUUUUGUACUCGUUGCACUUGUCACGCGAACAAGUGCCCGCAGGAGAAGGAGCAGCAGCAACUCGUUCCAAAGAUUUCUCCUCCUGGCAAGAAGAACGAGCGUUCAGACAGGCAGCAGCACGCGGCUGCUCCCAAGGCCCCGAGCCCAGCGAGGGAGGAGAAACAAAUCAUGAAGCAGCCCGAGGAGGAGAAGACGUUUCAAGGGAGGCGGGGCGCAGGGAGCAGCCGCGUGCCGCUGCCAGGGGUAUUGAGCAAGCUGCUGGUUGUGCAGAGAGCUCAUGUCGAGAAGAGCACCAAGGACAAACUCGCCGAUAUGCAGAGGAAGCUCAACAGGAGGAUGCUCAAGUCCGGCAAGGGGGAGGGGGAGGACAAGGACAAGGGUGCCUCCUCGCAGGAUCUCAAGCUCAAGCAGUGGGUCGCGCUGCAGGCCAAGUCGAGGAAGAUUACAGAGGAGGAGUUCCAGCAGCUAGCGACGAAGAAGCAGGAGGAGGUGAAGGACCUGCUGACCCGCAUCCUCGCGUUUCGCUGCCGGCAGGGGGAGGACGGAGGGGAGGAGGAGCUGCAGGAGCUCACGAGCAGCUUCAACGACGCCUCCUCGUGGUUCGCCGGAGGGUUCAAGGAGGUGAAGGGGAGGCAUGCGGAGAACUGGCAGCAGGUGGAGAGGAAGAUUGAAAGCAUGAUGCUGUUCUCUGUUAUGGUCGCAGACAUGCGGGAAGGAGCAGGGAAAGAGGCCGAAGAGUCGCUCGCUGCCCUCCUGGAGGAUCCUUGGAGGCUUGCUGCGAGCGGGGAGGACGAUGAGAGGGUGGAGGGGCUGGUGAGAGCGAGGGAGGGGCUGGAGAAGAAGAGGAGGAAGUGGGGAGACGUGCGAGCGAAUCUGGAGAGCUUCCGCAAGCUCGGGCUGGAGCUGGAGGAGGCAGAGGUCAAGACUGCUCUUCGUCGCACGAUCUCCGAGAGCUGCAUGGCGGCCAUGAUGGUGGUGGGAGCGGCGAGGGAGGCGAGCGCGAGGAGCAGCGAAGUUGCUGGGGAGGAGGAGGGGGAGGGGGAGGCGGUGAAGGGGAGGAGCAAGCAGGAGAAGAUCCCCGUGUUGAGGGAGGAGGUGAAGAGCGCUAUGAAGCUCCUGCUGGAGACUUGCGAGUAUGUCGGAGAGGAGGGGAUGGCGCGAGAGCUUGCGUACCCCGUGAUGGCGGCAUGCCUGGGGGCGGAGGUGAAGUUGGUGCAAGAGAGCUACUCGAGGAGGAGGAGGAGGGGAGAAAAGGGGACAGAGGUCCUGCGGGACUUCGAAGGGAGCAUGAGACUUUUCCGGACGUUCGAGAAGCUGAGGGGUGUGUGCUCGGGGAAGAGGAGGGGAGAGAAGCUGGGAAUUCCCCAGCAGCUCUCCUGCAGCCUGGAGGAGGUCACCGACUGCCUCCUCCGGCACAUCCUGUCGGAGUUCGACGCCUCCUCAGCUGCGAGCGGGCAGGGGGAGGAGAGGCAGGACAAGGAGCUGAUCGGCUGGCUGGUGCUGGGAUGCAACUUCAUGAAUGCCGUCAUGAACCUCGUAGGAGAGAUGAAGGACGCGAAGUUGCUGUUUGCCUCCUGUCCGUUUGAUCCUUCUGUGAAUCCUCUUGUCUGUGCCUCCCUCCUCCUCAUGAUGAUGAUCAUCGAUCUCAUUCUUGUCUUGGCUCGCUGGCAGGUCGAGGAUCUCUUAGCUUCGUUCAUGAAGCUUGAAAGCAGAUUGUCCAAGUAG
This is a messenger RNA of Guillardia theta CCMP2712, 2841 nucleotides long. RefSeq lists its product as hypothetical. The transcript is spliced from 18 exons. The coding region runs from base 1 to 2841 and encodes 946 amino acids. The record is from RefSeq and is a predicted model, not a curated record. NCBI's taxonomy places the organism in Eukaryota, Cryptophyceae, Pyrenomonadales, Geminigeraceae.